AAGAGCGUAAAGAGGUCUGGUUGGUGGAAUAGUGAUGAAAGACCGAACGAGUAAGGCCCGGACUAAUUGAAAGUAUUUAAAACAAUUGUUUAAUAUGACACCUGACCAAGAAACUGUUGAAAGGACAUUUGUAUUUAAAUUUCCUACGUGCACAACAAAACAAGAAUAUAAACUAGAAGUGCCAAUAUAUAUUCCAUACUCUGGUUCAAUAAAGGAAUUAACACAACGUCUGAUCUCUUCAUUUAAGCUGCCUUGUUAUGUUGAGAAAGAUCUACAACCAGCUCUAGAUACAUUUGUGAAGGAACAGACAAUUAAGUACUAUGAUGAUGUUUCUGAAAAACUAAUCCAGAGCACAAAAAGUGGAGAUGUAGAUGUUGAGGAAGUAAUCAAGAGUUGGGAGAAAGCAUUCAGAGAGGAAACAGUCGAAUAUACAGAGCCUCAUGGAGCCACAGAUGAAGAGUUGUUCUCUACUGUGUAUCAUAAAUUAGUCCAUUCACCAGCCCUAGAAACCAUGCUACAAGUGGAACACUCAUACACACUGGCAGUACGUGAACUAACGGGACAGCGGGAUGAACAACUUGCAGCUCUCACACAGAAGCAAACUGAGGAGAUGGCACGGGCUGUGGAAGGUGUGCAUGUGUACAACACUGAGCAGGAUAUCAAUCAGCUGGCAGCUCACCACUUUGAGGAUCAGAAUCUGUUGCAGGGGAAGUGGAACAGUGAGGUGGACACUCUGAAGGAGACACAGCGCAAGGAAUACCGGGAGUGGCUCAUGAAGAUGCUUGAAGAACAUCAAACCAAUGUCACUCUACCAACUCCUAUAAAUUCACCCCUAACUGCAUGCCCCCCAAGAAUAUUUCACAGUGGAAGUCAAGAGGACAAUAUGCCUGUUCGCCGUCUGGAAGAAAGUUUCACCAUUCAUCUUGGCUCACAGAUGAAACAGAUGCACAACAUUCGCAUACUCUCAGCUGACAUGUUGGAUUUUUGUCGCGUCAGACCACAAGCUUCAUUGGGCGGGCUUGAUCCCCAGCCCCAGCGACUUCAAACUGCUCUGAAUCUGUAUUCAAAUGAUCUGUAUGGACUGGUGCGUCUCACAGAUAGCCACAUCGGCAGUUACUCAGGCAUGAGCAAAGAGUUCAUUGAAGUGUGUCAACAUUCAACAGAAUUUCACUUCCCAUCGAUUGAUGAUCAGUUGGAGAAGAUUCGAGAUGAGGUGAAGGAGGCAGUGGCAUGGCGGCAGCCCCACUGGGGUUGCAGCACUGGUAGCGAGCAUCUGGUGGCCCUUACCUCAUCAGAACAGCAGUCCCGGCGCUCUGGGUCAACAAAGAACCUGCAGACAGGAGAUGUAUAUAUCACACGACAUUCCAAUCUGGCUGAAGUUCAUGUCAUAUUCCACAUGGUGGUGGAUGAUUCACUGAGAUCAAAUGAUAUUAAUUCCAGACAUCCUGUAAUCUUGGGAUUACGAAAUAUCCUGAAGAUGGCUUGCUCCAAUGACAUCACAACCCUAACAAUACCAGUUCUGUUGAUGCAUGAGAUGAGGGAGGAGAUGACUGUUGCAUGGUGCACCAAACGGGCUGAGUUGGUGUUCAAGUGUGUUAAAGGUUACAUGAUUGAAAUGGCAUCCUGGGGAGGUUCUGAGCUGAAGAACCUGCAGUUCCUGGUUCCUAAAGGUAUAUCUGACGAAGUAUUUGGAACUCUGGCCACCAUGUUGCCAAGUAUAUUCCGUGUGUCUAAUCCACUUGUCUUCAAAGCAUCAUCCUCAACACCACAUACACCGAAAAGUGGAUAAGCAGUUUGAGUGCAGCUUCUCCUUAAUUUAUAGCUUUGCUUGUUUAUGAUGUACAAAGAAAUAAAAAGGUAUUUUGCAAACUGGAGAAAUUACAUUUUCCUUU
Messenger RNA from Cryptotermes secundus, 1892 nucleotides. Its product is annotated as protein C12orf4 homolog. Bases 95 to 1789 code for a protein of 564 amino acids. Gene Ontology annotation, cellular component: cytoplasm. The record is from RefSeq and is a predicted model, not a curated record. Lineage: Eukaryota; Metazoa; Arthropoda; Insecta; Blattodea; Kalotermitidae. The transcript has 11 exons.